CUUAUUUGCCAGGGUGUGGCUCAACACAUCGUAGUCAAGUUUAAUCCUCCUCCUACUACUUCAUCCUCAUUCCUGCUGCUGCUUCGGUCUGUACUGCGGUCAUCUGCUUUAAAACGGAAACUCUUCUUUCGGCUAUUUCUUCAGCUUCAAACACUUUGAAGUCCGUGAAUCUCAAACAUGGCUGGCAGAGGAACAGUGAAACCCCACAGUGGAUUCAAUGCUAAUAAUGAUGCUGAGGUUCUCUACAAGGCCAUGAAGGGACUCGGCACCGAUGAGGAUGCUAUUCUCCAGCUGUUGACAGCACGCAGUAAUGCACAGCGCCAAGAAAUCAAAGCUGCUUUCAAAACCCUGCAUGGAAAGGAUUUAGUGGAUAAUUUGAAGUCGGAGCUUGGUGGGAAGUUUGAGUCUCUGAUAGUAGCUCUGAUGACUCCUCCCAUCAUGUUUGAGGUCACAUGUCUGCGGGAUGCUAUCAAAGGAGCAGGCACAGAUGAGAAAGUGUUGAUUGAGAUCUUGGCAUCUAGAUCAGCCAAUGAAAUCAACGAGAUCAAAAGUUUAUAUAAGCGAGAGCAUAAUGAUGACCUGGAGGAAGAUGUGACUGGUGACACUGCAGGUCAUUUCAAGAGGAUGCUGGUUGUUUUGUUACAAGCCAGCAGACAACAGGGUAUACAAGAGGGCCUCAUCCAAAGUGAUGCUCAGGCUCUGUUUGCUGCAGGAGAACAGAAGUAUGGAACUGAUGAAGGUCAAUUCAUCACUAUACUGGGAAACCGUAGUAGUGCUCACCUUAGGAGAGUGUUUGAGGAGUAUAGGAAGCUCUCAGGGUUUGAGAUAGAGGAGAGCAUCCAGAGAGAAACCUCAGGAACCCUUCAAGAAGUACUGCUGGCUGUGGUGAAGUGUGCCCGCAGUGUACCAGGUUAUUUUGCGGAGAGCCUUUACGGUGCCAUGAAGGGGGCAGGCACCGAUGACCAGACAUUGAUUAGGAUCAUGGUUUCUCGCAGUGAGGUGGACAUGCUGGAUAUACGUGCUGAAUUCCGCAAGAAGUUUGCAACAUCUCUGCACAAAAUGAUUCAGGGUGAUACCUCAGGUGACUACCGUAAAGCCCUGCUGCUGCUGUGCGGUGGGGAUGAUGCAUAAGCCCUGCCACCCUCUCUGUCUGGGUCAGAUCCCAUGACUCCCAUCCCACUGGCAGCCCUGUGGGAUGAGGGCUCAGUCCACUUCUGAACCAGAUUCAGGACAAAUUACAAAAACACAACAUUCCAAAUCAAUAGAAAGAUCCUCUUGUCCAAAUGUGAAGAUGCUUUGCAUAGCACAGAAUAACUUUAAACGGAUUCAAAUAAGCAAAUUUGGCAUUCAUAGUUCCCGUGUAAAUGUGUAAAAGAUUUAGAGUAAAAAAUCAUUUUAGUAGAAGCUUAAACACCUUCUCUUUUCCAUAAUCCAAGAAAAGUAUAUAAAAAAAAAUUCUCUGCUUGAUUUGGCCUUAACUUAAUCCAUUACAGAAAAAGAAAGUCCUACUCAUUUCUUUUUAAAAAAGAAAAUGCAAGUCUUAUAAAAUUUAUUAAAAUAAUAUCUAUCAACCCAGCACUAUUAUAAAGAAGACCAAAGAUUCGGGUGUACUCUAUGAAGCAAUAUUUUUUAUGUAUUCAACCAUUUUACACUUAUUUAUUGUUUGUAUGCUCACUAACUUGAUAUUUCAGUUUACAGCAAUAUAGUAUAGUAUUCUCAUAUUGGCAUUAUUAAUUAGCAAGUUUAUUUCACUGUUUCUGUUUAAGCUUUUUGUGUCUGUGUGUGUUUUAAACUAGACUGGUGUUAGUGAAAGGAAAGGUUCACUGUGAGGUUUAUUUCAUCAAUGUUCCACUUUUAGUGUAAACAUACCGUCAGUGAUUUAGAAUGACCCACAGCAAUUGAAGAUUAGCAGAAAGUUUGUCCUCUUAAAGGUUAUUAAUGAUCAUUAAAAUCUUAAGAAAAAGGUGCUAAUACUAAAAUGUUUUAAUAUUUCAUUGCCAUAAUGUUCUCAAUAAACAUUCAUGAAAUAAAAGCAA
This is a messenger RNA of Megalobrama amblycephala (Wuchang bream), 2036 nucleotides long. It is a transcript of the gene anxa5b, whose product is annotated as annexin A5b. Gene Ontology annotation, biological process: negative regulation of coagulation. Lineage: Eukaryota; Metazoa; Chordata; Actinopteri; Cypriniformes; Xenocyprididae. Bases 178 to 1131 code for a protein of 317 amino acids. Gene Ontology annotation, cellular component: cytoplasm. Gene Ontology annotation, molecular function: calcium ion binding; calcium-dependent phospholipid binding. The transcript is spliced from 13 exons. The record is from RefSeq and is a predicted model, not a curated record.